AUACCUUCUCUCACACCCACCCCAUUUCUAUCCUCCUAUCUUUCUCAACAUUCACACACAGAAAAUAAAAAGACACACAAGAGUGAGAUUCUCGAAAUAUCUUCUUCCCCAGUGUUGCUUGGCUUUCUGUACUUUUUCCAUAAUUUAUUUUAGAAACUUAGCUCUUUCCGAUCUUGUCUACUCUUUUCCGCACGGUUGUUAGGACACUUGGAAGAAUAGCUGUACGUGCAAGGAGCUACUUUUGGUGGGCUGAUAUAUAAUUUGGCAAGAAGUUCAGUAAUCUGAGAAGAAUAGGUUGAAACAUGGGUUAUUUAUGUGAUUUUUGCGGGGAACAAAGGUCCAUGGUAUAUUGCCGGUCAGAUGCUGCUUGCUUAUGUUUGUCAUGUGACCGAAAUGUCCAUUCUGCUAAUGCCCUAUCCAAGCGCCACUCAAGAACACUACUGUGUGAAAGAUGCAACUCGCAACCUGCAUUAGUAAGAUGUCCCCAAGAGAGUGUCUCUCUUUGUCAGAAUUGUGAUUGGAUGGGUCAUGGAACUUCUACCUCAAACUCAACACAUAAGAGACAACCCAUCAAUUGUUAUUCUGGAUGCCCGUCAGCUGCAGAACUUUCUUCAAUAUGGUCAUUCGUUUUAGAUAUCCCUUCUGUGGGUGAAUCUACUUGCGAGCAGGAACUGGGAUUGAUGAGCAUAACUGAGAACGGUGCAAAAACUGAUUGGGGCCCUUUAGAAAACAUCACCCAAAGUAUAUCUAGUUCAGUCGAAUUGAAUGAUGUGCCCAGUACGGAGAAGUCCAGUGUCUGGGUUGGCUUGUCUUCAGUGCCUGAAGUUAACUCUGGGCAUGACAUUCUAGACCAGCCGGGUGGAUCCCCAUAUGCAUCCUUGCCCAAGUUAGGCUGUCCUGGACUCUGUGAAGAAGAUUUUCUGUGUGAUGAUUUCGAUAUGGAUGAAGUGGAUUCGGAUCUUGAAAACUACGAAGAACUCUUUGGUGUAGCUCUCAGUCAUUCUGAAGAGCUUUUUGAGAAUGGUGGGAUUGAUAGCUUGUUUGGGAUGAAGGACAUGUCUGCUGCUGAUUCCAGUUGUCAGGGUGCAGUUGCUGCUGAGGUGUCAUCAGUUGGACGUGUCAAUGGAACACAGCCAGCAUGCAGCAAUUCAGCGUCUGCUGAUUCUCUGAUGAGUGCCAAAACUGAACCGGUACUUUGUUUUACGGCAAAGCAAGGGCAUUCAAGCCUUUCAUUUUCUGGUCUUACUGGAGAGAGUAGUGGUGGGGAUUAUCAGGAUUGUGGGGCUUCUUCAAUGCUUCUCAUGGGAGAGCCUCCAUGGUGUCCUCCAGGCCCUGAGAGUUCCUUCAAUUCUGCUAACCGUAAUAAUGCUGUUAUGCGUUACAAGGAAAAGAAGAAGGCACGCAAGUUCGAGAAAAGAGUGAGGUAUGCCUCCCGCAAAGCAAGAGCUGAUGUAAGAAGGCGUGUUAAGGGACGCUUCGUCAAAGCUGGUGAAGCUUAUGAUUAUGAUCCAUUGAUCCAAGCCAGAAGCUACUGAGUACAAUUUUUAACCAUGCUUUGUAAAAGGACAGAAUACUAUCACCUAAACAAUGGAUGAAACUAAUGCAUAUUUCCUGUGCAAUGACAAAGUGUAUGAUUGUAUCUCAGGGGCCUUGGUUUUCAUCAGGAGAAAAUGGUGGAUAUGAAAUUGCUGGGUUACAAUGUUUCACCAAGAAGUUAAGGAGCAGAAUUUUGAUCCUCCAUCACUAUAAAGGAUUGAUGGAUUGUGACACCAUCCAAAAUAGACCGCGCCAUGCACCCUUGACUUUUAGGCUAUGGGUUUUUGGUUUCCUUCUGUCUUUGUGCAGUCACUCUCUAGGAAAGGAUAACCUUAUUGGUUUGAAAACCAAUAAGACAACAAAUUUGUACACUUCUCUUUCAUUUCGUGAAACAUGUACAUCACGGGAUUAUAUAUAUGCUUUUGAGAGGGGAUAGUCUAGUCUAGUGGUUUUACAUCAGUGUAAGAAUUUAUCUGUUUUGAGUUGCCGUGAAAAGACUGAAGAUGGUUUACUUCUCUUGUAUAUUUUGUACUUCUGUUCUAAUUAUAUGCUCAUCUUGUUCGCUUCCAA
Molecule: messenger RNA, 2106 nt
Organism: Alnus glutinosa
Lineage: Eukaryota; Viridiplantae; Streptophyta; Magnoliopsida; Fagales; Betulaceae
Product: zinc finger protein CONSTANS-LIKE 9
Exons: 5
Coding region: 303-1535 (410 amino acids)
Molecular function (GO): protein binding; zinc ion binding
Source: RefSeq, a predicted model, not a curated record